AUGGGGCCGCGCCCCGCCGCCCCCGGCGCUGCCCUGGCGCUGCUGGGGAUCGCCGCAGCCGCCGCCGCCGCCAGGUCCCUGCCGCUGCCCGACGCGGGCCCGCACGUCAACUACGGCUGGGGGGAGCCCAUCCGGCUGCGGCACCUGUACACCGCCAGCAAGCAUGGGCUCUUCAGCUGCUUCCUGCGCAUCGGCGGCGACGGCCGGGUGGACGCUGUCGGCAGCCAGAGCCCGCAGAGUCUGUUGGAGAUCCGCGCCGUGGCGGUGCGCACCGUGGCCAUCAAGGGCGUGCGGAGCUCCCGCUACCUCUGCAUGGACGAGGCGGGGCGGCUGCACGGGCAGCUCAGCUAUUCCAUUGAGGACUGUUCCUUUGAAGAGGAGAUUCGUCCAGACGGCUACAACGUGUAUAAAUCAAAGAAACACGGAAUAUCGGUGUCUUUGAGCAGUGCCAAACAAAGACAGCAAUUCAAAGGAAAGGAUUUUCUCCCACUGUCUCACUUCUUACCCAUGAUCAACACCGUGCCAGUGGAGGCGACAGACUUUGGUGAAUACGGUGAUUACAGCCAGGCUUUUGAGCCAGAGGUCUACUCGUCACCUCUCGAAACGGACAGCAUGGAUCCCUUUGGGAUCACUUCCAAACUGUCUCCAGUGAAGAGCCCCAGCUUUCAGAAAUGACUCUGAUUGCCCACAUGGUUUUAAAGAAAUACCGCAGAAUGUUGCAGGUUUUUAGCUUCUUGUGUAGUGAUGUCUCAAACUUUUUUUUCAUGUCUCACUAUGGAGCCAGCCUUCUCCGUACAAUGUGUUGUAUCUAUAAGAGCUGAGUGCCCAGAUGCCGUAUUCAAAAGAAUUGCCUCUCCAUAGUUUACUUGGAAAAGGAAAAUUAAAUAAGAACAGCUUAACAAAUUCAUCAGAGUUCCUCCAUUACUGUGGUGAUGAUAAAAUAUAUAGCUUUUGUACAUCAAAUUCAUUACCACAUAUGUUCACCUGUUAUUUCUGCUCAUAGGAGCAAAUACAGGAAAUCUCCUUGCCAUUCACAAGGCGGUUCACAGUCUUGGAGACAAACAUUUGGAACAAAACAUGAUUAAGGAAGACUGAGCAAGUGCGGUUAUGUGAACUAAACUUAGUGCUGUUUCUUGAAAAGCUGCUGACAACCUUCUGGGAAAGCUUUCUGUUGAAAGCAUACCACUGAAAAACAAUUCUGCUUAUACACUGUGCUUUUUCUUCCCUUAGGAAAGAAGGGAAGAAAGGAAAAUAUUUCUUCCUUCUCCUAUUGCUAAAGGUACCUUAACUGGAUCUUCGGUUUAUCUUAUAGGCUAAUUUAUGUUCACUAGGAGAUCUGCAUCAUCCAGUAUAGACUUGUCUUUAAUGUUAAUGGGAAUUCAGUAUGUGGGUAGAAGUGUAUACAGAACUAGCAUUUGUGUUCAUCUGGUAGGAAUGAGCAGUUAAAAUUAGUGUACAGAUAUAGGUUCUGCUGUAUAUACUCAUGUAUGUCAUUAGCAAAUGGAGAGAAUGUCUGAAAAUGGAUGAUGUGUAGGUCACAUCAGUUGCAAAGAACAUUUUUGUAUUAUGCCUUUAACCAUCAGCAAUUCUUUUAAGUCCAUCCAGGCUUGAUUCUGCAUCAGUUGAAACCGUGGAGAUACAAUUUAGUGACCUAAGCGCUGCAGAACUGAGCUGGCCAUGCCAUGCUUCUUGUGGGAAGGAAUUGUGGGUACCUCAUGGCCAAAAGGCAUAUGUCUGAUGUCUUCAGUUGUGUUCUCCCCUUGUGACAAUUUAACAAAGGAAUAACCAAAUAGAAACCAAAAGAAGACAAAUAUAAGCGUUCAGGGAUUCCACUCAUUUCUAAAGGCUCACUUAUAAUAGAGAUUUCUAUACAAAAAGCUCUACUGGAAACACUGGUGUUGUUCUGACCUAGCACUUCAUUGCCAAUGCAAUAUUUAUAAUUAAUUUAUUAAAUACAUACCUCUGUUUAUUUUGUUACUGUUAUUUAUGCUCAAAAUUCUAUUUAUAUACUCUUGAAGGUGGGUUUUUUGGUUGUAACAAAUUUUGUGAAGUUUUGUAAUCAUUAAAUUUUAGGAAACAAUAGCUUUUUAAAUUUCUGUUCAUUAUCGGUAGCGUAAUGUGUACAUUUGCAAUAAAAAAUCAUCUUCAAUACAGAAAUCUAGAUGACUCUUUUGUGACUCCUUCAGCCCAAACACUUCAGGGAGCUUUAUCAAACCAUGGUACCUGGCUCGUGGUGGUGGUGCAGUUGAGGUGCAACACAGAGAUGGAGUGAGUUUCCUAAAGCCAGACAGUGAGUGCCAAUGCUGGGGCUCUUGUCCAUCUGCUGCCUGUUCCUGAUGACCCUCACAUGAGACUGCAAGACUGAGAGAAGUAGCUGUGUUAUGGAAAGGUUUGGCACCACAUGUAUGAGCCACCUGCAAAAAGCAAAACCACUCUAAGUGGAAGGCUGCUCUCUUUUAAAAAAUGGCACCAUACUCCACAGUGCUUCUAGGGGGGAAAUGGCUAUUAGGCCUGAAAAAGAUGUUGACUUCUGUCAGGAAAAGAAAGACUAAGCAUUUCACUCUAGAAAUGCUACAAGGGUGACUCAGAGGAAUUGCAGAGUUCUUGGCUGCAAAACGUCUCCCUUGGUGUUUCAUGUUCUCCUUUGUGCUGAGCCACUGCCACAAAUCCAGAGGCUUCCUAGUCUUCAUGCACUGGGAGAUUUUCAAGCUGUUUUAUUUCAAAAG
Molecule: messenger RNA, 2726 nt
Organism: Numida meleagris (helmeted guineafowl)
Lineage: Eukaryota; Metazoa; Chordata; Aves; Galliformes; Numididae
Gene: FGF19
Product: fibroblast growth factor 19
Exons: 3
Coding region: 1-675 (224 amino acids)
Biological process (GO): positive regulation of protein phosphorylation; positive regulation of gene expression; regulation of cell migration
Cellular component (GO): extracellular region; cytoplasm
Molecular function (GO): growth factor activity; fibroblast growth factor receptor binding
Source: RefSeq, a predicted model, not a curated record